AAACUGUGCCUUUGGACGCCAUCUUGGCUCAGUGCUCGUAUUACGAGUAGAGAGCGUCAGUCUUACUGUUAGAUCCGUAAUGACAUCAGUUUCCUGCAUGCGCUUACAGUUGUUCCCUGGUCACUGCACGAGUCAUGAACGCUGCUUCGCUGGUCCAGAGGGUAGCAGGGAUUUCUGGAGCUCUUGCUGUCGCAGCAGGUGCAUAUGGAGCUCACGGAUUCAGACACAGUGAAGCGAGUGAUUACCAGAGAGAGUUGUAUGAUACAGCAAACAAGUAUCACAUCUACCACAGUCUGGCAUUGUUAGGAGCUGCUCGCUGUAGAAAACCUGCUCUGGCGGGGGCAGUCCUCCUCGCUGGCAUGGGCUGCUUCUGUGGUCCCCUCUACCACCAGGCCUUAACCAAUGACCCCAGCUUCAGCAAGCUUGCACCAUUUGGAGGCUCAUUGCUCAUCGUUGGCUGGGCUGCGAUGGCUCUUUGAACUUUGACUCCAUCUGACCUUGACCCAUGUGGUUUUAACAUUCUCAGCAAUUAUGUUCUGUUUUUGUCAUUUGAACAUGAAAAGAGGAGCUAUAGGGUAGCUGAAGAGGAAAGGGGUGGGGAAUUUCACAUCUUAUCUAACCCCUUUUCAGUCAUGUCUGGAAAGUGAUGAUAAGGCCUUGGGAUCAAACAUAAUUCUUUUUUUCUCCACACUGUCACAGGCAUCUUUAUUUUGUCAGCAUGGGGAAAAAAAAACUUUUGAGACUCUUUCCUUUGUGGCUUAUUACUGAGAGUCAAUGAGUCACACUCUGGGUUUGUUCAUGUCUUGAAAGUGUAUGUACAUACUUUUCCUUUGUUUGAAAAAAUAAAGCUGACUGCCAGUUUGACCUUC
Onychostoma macrolepis is the source of this 869-nucleotide messenger RNA. It is a transcript of the gene tmem256, whose product is annotated as transmembrane protein 256. Bases 135 to 479 code for a protein of 114 amino acids. The record is from RefSeq and is a predicted model, not a curated record. NCBI's taxonomy places the organism in Eukaryota, Metazoa, Chordata, Actinopteri, Cypriniformes, Cyprinidae. The transcript has 4 exons.